Exophiala aquamarina CBS 119918 is the source of this 1083-nucleotide messenger RNA. RefSeq lists its product as uncharacterized. The record is from RefSeq and is a predicted model, not a curated record. Lineage: Eukaryota; Fungi; Ascomycota; Eurotiomycetes; Chaetothyriales; Herpotrichiellaceae. Bases 1 to 1083 code for a protein of 360 amino acids. The transcript is spliced from 5 exons.
AUGCCCACAGAAGUUGAAGAGUUGGUUGAAUUCCUUCACCAUGGCAAUACUCAGAUCAGACAAAUUGCAUGUGAGAAUCUGGUCGGCCUGUCGUCAGACCCCGGCAUUUUCAAGAGACCCCAACUUGUUCCUGUUAAAGAUCUUAAAUUACUUGUCCGUGAUUACCCACCAAUCGCCAAACAUGCCAUCACGAUUCUCAUCAAUAUCAGCUGUGACGCGGAAAUUCUUAAGAAUCUCGCCGAGGAUGACGCUUUUGUGGAGGUCCUAAUCAAGAAGAUCACCAACCCCAAAGAACAAGCGGCUAAUGAAAUUGCCAUGCUUCUCUCCAACCUUGCAAAAUCAGAUCACCUGGAAAGACUAAUCACCCUACAACGAAGUCUUCCAGACAAGUCAGUAUCGGCCUCGCCUUAUGCCCUGGACCAACUAUUCGACUGUUUUGUCAAAGGCGCUGAUGGCAGCCUCAACAAGAACGCAAAUUUCGAUUAUCUUUCCUAUCUCCUAGCAGACGUGUCCAAAUACAAGUCCGGGCGAGAUCAUUUCUUAAGCAAAAGAGAAUACGAUGGAGUAGUCCCGCUCAGCAAGUUGAUGGUGUUCACAGAGCACAAGAGUGAUAUUCGCCGGAAGGGAGUGGCCAGUACCUUAAAGAACGCCGCCUUUGAGGUGGCGAAACACCCGUUAUUGCUUUCAGACGAGGCGACCACCCAUGACGACAUUCCGGGUGUCAACAUUCUUCCCUACAUUUUAUUGCCCAUUGCGGGUUCUGAAGAUUUUCCUGAGGCCGAAUCGGCAAACAUGCUACCAGAUUUACAACUCUUGCCACCGGACAAGUCAAGGGAAAGCGACACAGAAAUUCUAAUAACACAUCUCGAAACGUUGCUCCUUCUCACCACAACCAGGGAGGGAAGAGAUAAAUUGAGGGAAGUGCAGGUCUAUCCCUUGGUAAGAGAAUGCCAUGCACAUAGCAAGGAUGAAGAGGUCAAGGAGAUAUGCGACAGGAUAGUUCAGGUUUUAAUGAGGGACGAGGAAGAGCAGCCUGUUGUCGAGGAGCUAGAUGACGAUCAGACCAUAGAAGAGGUGUUUUGA